Messenger RNA from Cicer arietinum (chickpea), 1404 nucleotides. RefSeq names its product NDR1/HIN1-like protein 12. Gene Ontology annotation, biological process: defense response to other organism. Gene Ontology annotation, cellular component: plasma membrane. NCBI's taxonomy places the organism in Eukaryota, Viridiplantae, Streptophyta, Magnoliopsida, Fabales, Fabaceae. The record is from RefSeq and is a predicted model, not a curated record.
AUUUAAAUUUCUAUCAAAUUAGAUCUCUGCAUAGACAAAACAGAAUUUGCUAGACUUUAGCAAUGCAAGUUUGGUAUUUUACUUUUUAGUGGCCAAGAUUCUUAGUUGUUGAGAAGCUUAUACCAUACAUGCAACAAAAUAUAUUUUCAUAAAUCAAAUGCUUUACAAGUAAGGAAAGGAUGAUACCAAACCAAUUAGAAUUAAAAGACAUCAAAUACUUGGCAAGAUUCUCAAAUAAAACAUACAUCAUCCUGGUCAUAACAUAAAAUUGAAAAUAAAAUAACAAAGCAUAUAGGUUUUAGUCCCUUAAAAUUUCAAUGUCAUUUAGUUAUUGUCACAAUCACUACUAUACUAUUUCACACAAUGGCUGUAUUCAAGAGAAAACUGGUAAUGGGUUCUGGUGCUCACACCAACCCAUUAAUUUGGAUAGCAGCAAUUAUCUGCACAAUCUUUGCAAUAUCAAUGAUCAUUGCUGGCAUUGUAAUUUUCAUUGGUUACAUAGUGAUUCAUCCAAGAGUGCCUAUCAUAAGUGUCACAAAUGCUCAUUUAGAUCUUCUUAAAAAUGAUUAUGCUGGUUUGCUUCAAACACAAUUAACCAUUGUUGUAACAGCAUAUAAUGGUAAUGCAAAAGCUCAUGCAACAUUUUCUGAGAUAACAUUUAGUCUUGGUUUUCAAGGACAAGGUAUAGCAGUGCUUGUUGCUGAUUCAUUUGAUGUUUCAAAGAAUGGUACAAAAGAUCUUAGUUAUGUUGUUCAAUCUUAUUCAAUACCAUUGACACCUUAUCAAAUUGAGGUAGUUGAUGAGUGUUGGAAAAGAAAUGAGAUUGGGUUUGAUUUUAAGGGUGCUGCUAGGACAAGGUGGAAGGUAGGUCCUUUUGGUUCUGUUAAAUACUCUUGUCAUCUUAAUUGUGAACUCAAGUUUCAUCCUUUGAAUGGAAGUUAUGUACCCUCCAAGUGCUCUUCCAAAUCAAGAUGAUUCAUUUUUACAUACACAAUUUUUUUAUCCUAUUUGUUGGUAAAUCAAAGUAUUUCUGCGCUCAAUUCAUGCAACUAAUUUCUCGAGGUAACUGAGACCUAUUUCAAGAAUUGACAUAUGUUAUAUAUAUUUUUCAUAGACACUAGUCAGAGAUCGAAUCACCGAACAAAUAGCUAAGACUCUUUGUUGUUAUAGUAGGUUAUCAAGUAAUGAAAAUGAGUAUUUUUUUAGAAUAUCUUAGGAAACUCGUAACUUUUAUAUUUUAGUUAAUAGUAUAGUAUUCUCUAUAUUUGUAUUAGACAAGUGUAUGUGUAUGUAAUUUACUUUCUUUUGUUGUAAUCCUUUGUUUUUUACUUUAGCAAUUUAAUUUUUGACUGUCUAUAAUCAUCAUUUCACCAAUGAAAGAUGGAAUUCAAAAAUUGAUUAUAA